AUGAGUGCUGUGCGAUUCACGGCCAAACAGGUCCUAGAACAGAUAUUUUCCAAUGACUCUGACUGCGACGAGGAUGCGGACGAGGAAGCGUCCGAAGAAGAAGACGGGGAGGAAUACAACCCAGAGGACGAGGAGACCACAGAGGACGACGACGACUACGACGCCGCAGCCGUCGACGCCGCCGACGACGAGGACGAGGACGAUGUCCAAAUAGAAGACAUCAUCCUGGAGAUGACCAAUCUGGAGGGCGUUCGAAAAUACGGAGCCCGAGGCGACGGCGACGACGGCGACGACGACCACCGCCACUACGCCGACGACGACCACCACGAAGUCCACGAAGACCGCGAAGACCGCGACCGCGACCGCGGCUGCGGCCGCUGGAAAGCGAUGGACUCCACAGACCUGCGAGCCUACGUAGGGCUGCUCAUCCUAGCCGGCGUGUACAGGUCCCGAGGCGAAGCGGCCUCUAGUCUCUGGGACGCCGAGAGCGGAAGGACCAUUUUCCGCGCAACCAUGCCGCUCAAAGUCUUUCACGCUUACUCGAGACUCCUUCGCUUCGACGACCGCCAGACCAGAGCCGAGAGACGCGCAGCAGGCGGCGGUGACAAACUUGCGGCCGUGAGAGAGGUCUGGGACAAGUGGGUCGAGAGGCUGCCGCUCCUCUACAACCCCGGGGCCGACGUGACGGUGGACGAGCAACUGGUCCCUUUCAGAGGCCGAUGUCCUUUCCGCCAGUAUAUCCCAAGCAAGCCGGCCAAAUACGGCAUCAAGACAUGGGUGGCCUGCGACUCCAAAUCCAGCUACGCCUGGAAGAUGCAGGUCUACACCGGCAAGGCCACAUGCGGAGGCCCCGAGAAGAACCAGGGGAUGAGGGUCGUGCUCGAUUUGACGCAGGGACUCAGGGGUCACAACGUCACCUGCGACAAUUUCUUCACCUCAUACGAGCUCGCGCGCCAGCUCCUGACCAGGAACGUCACCGUGGUCGGCACAGUCAGAAAGAACAAGCCAGAGCUCCCGCAGGCGCUGCUCGCCUCAAAGGACAGGCUCCUCUUCUCCUCCAAGUUCGCCUUCACGCCCACCACCGCUCUAGUGUCCUACCUGGCAAAGAAAAACAAGAACGUCUUACUCCUGAGCACGCUGCACACCGAGGCUCACGUUAGCCGUCGCCAGGACAAGAAGCCGGCCAUCGUCCUAGACUACAACAGCAACAAGGGAGGUGUGGACAACCUAGACAAGGUGAUUGGAACCUACAGCUGCAGGAGGAUGACCGCGCGCUGGCCCCUGGUCAUCUUCCACAACAUCCUUGACGUGUCCUCUUACAACGCUUUUGUCAUAUGGCGAGAGCUCAACCCCACUUGGAUGCCUGGCAAGAGAAACAAGAGGAGGGUGUUCCUCGAGCAGCUGGGAAAGGCACUAGUGACUCCGUUCAUACAAAGAAGGGCCCGUCUCCCUCGCACCGAAGCCUCUGCGGCGCUCGUCAAAGCUGUUCAGAGGGCUACGUAUCGUGAUCAGCCCCGGCGGGAUCACGCCCCCCGCAGCACCGGACCACGCAGCACCGCCGGCCCAAGCACCCAACCCCGCACAACCCAGUAA
This is a messenger RNA of Coregonus clupeaformis (lake whitefish), 1593 nucleotides long. RefSeq names its product piggyBac transposable element-derived protein 4-like. NCBI's taxonomy places the organism in Eukaryota, Metazoa, Chordata, Actinopteri, Salmoniformes, Salmonidae. The record is from RefSeq and is a predicted model, not a curated record. The transcript is spliced from 3 exons. Bases 1 to 1593 code for a protein of 530 amino acids.